AUGGUUAAACCAAACGACGCCAUUGCCAUAAUCAUCGGAGUCUUCAUGAUGCUUUUGGUUAUUGUAUCAUUCUUGUUAUGUGGGCCCUCCCCGCGAACUCCGCACUACAUGACGGAUACAGAGACCGGCACCGACGACGGUUAUGAGAGGAAUAGUAUUGAGAUCAGAGUUUCUCAAGACCCUCAGCCUAGAGAUGCAACUAUGAUGGUUCAACUGCCCGCUGAGCAGCCUACUGAACCACACACCGAACCGCCCGCUGAAUCGCCCACGGAAUCGCCUGCUCGGCCAUCAGCUCCAGAAAGUGAUGUUAGAGUUCCCGUGAAAUCCGGUGGAGGGCGUGGUAUACUCAGGGUCCGUCGAGAAGUUGGCAAAGAUGGUGGUAGCGAGGUUCCUAUAUAUAUUGGUGGAUGA
Messenger RNA from Talaromyces rugulosus, 411 nucleotides. RefSeq lists its product as uncharacterized. The transcript has a single exon. The record is from RefSeq and is a predicted model, not a curated record. Lineage: Eukaryota; Fungi; Ascomycota; Eurotiomycetes; Eurotiales; Trichocomaceae. Bases 1 to 411 code for a protein of 136 amino acids.